Messenger RNA from Stylophora pistillata, 672 nucleotides. RefSeq lists its product as uncharacterized. The record is from RefSeq and is a predicted model, not a curated record. Lineage: Eukaryota; Metazoa; Cnidaria; Anthozoa; Scleractinia; Pocilloporidae.
CGUUUUGGACAGAACCCAAAGAUGAACACCAUUCAAAUGGCAGGACUUGUUUUCUACAUUAUGCUCAGCAUUACUUUAAGCAGUAGCAGUCCAUUGGAGAGAAUAAAACGUUCCCUACAAGCCGCAGCUGGUUACUGUCCCCCCGGCGUAUGGACAUGCCUCACAGAAGAGCGCGACCAUAAGAGGAUUGAAGAACCUAACCAAGAGGACUCUUCUGUUGGAGCUGACAGAGUCGCUAGGUUCGCUCGCGCCUGCCCUCCUGGAGUGUGGACCUGCAUUCAUGCAGGAAGGCUUCGUGCAGAGAAAAGAAAUAUAAAGUUGGAAAAAAUGUCGAAGCAGCGAAGGAGAGUCCAGAGAUCGGUUAAGAAUUGUCCCCCCGGAAUCUGGAUGUGUUAAGCCAACCGUCUACAAUCCGCCUGAAAGUCUUCAAGAUUAUUUUGACGAAACGUAGAAUGCGACGAAAAGGACCUUGUUGUAGUUUUGCUCAUUAACUUAACAAUAUUAGCUUUCCAAUUUAAAAUUAUUAUCAUAUAUUUAAACCUAUUUUAAAGCACACCUCUGCUAAAGGGUUAAAGAACUGAGUUUUAUUUAAAGCGUGUAUUCAGUGUUAUUACUUGUCUAGUUUGUUAAGCCCAUAGGGCGAAUUACCGGAUUAAAAACAUGGCAUAAUAA